AUGUCCGCAUUCAAUGCUGAAACUGCUGAUAAUUUGGAAGAUAUCGAAAAGCAAUUUGCUGUUGUUGCUGUUGAGCAAGCGGAGACCUAUUGGAGUUUGAUCAAUAAGAUUCCAGGGUCGAAAUUACGUUUAACGCAAUAUGACGAUGAAAUUUAUGAGGCUUUUAAGAGCCAUUUUCCAGAAUAUACAGAUUUAGAUAGAUUGACCAAGUUUGAUGAGGCCGAACUCAAAACGAAAGAAGCCAAGGAGAGAUGGCGGAAGUUUAUUGCAUUAUUUGAGAAGAAAAUCGAUGACUUCAACUUUGGUACGUUGUUGAGAACUGAUAGUACUAAGGAGUACGGUCAGUUUACUACUUGUUUUGCCGUUAGAAUCCAAUUUUACGCAUUUGAGAUUGCCAGAAACAAGAAUGGUUUGAACGAUUGGGCUGUGGGUUGUAAAUAG
This is a messenger RNA of Eremothecium cymbalariae DBVPG#7215, 441 nucleotides long. It is a transcript of the gene CHP1, whose product is annotated as ribosome-associated Tef1p biogenesis chaperone CHP1. Gene Ontology annotation, cellular component: cytoplasm. The coding region runs from base 1 to 441 and encodes 146 amino acids. The record is from RefSeq and is a predicted model, not a curated record. Lineage: Eukaryota; Fungi; Ascomycota; Saccharomycetes; Saccharomycetales; Saccharomycetaceae. The transcript has a single exon.